AUGGAGCGGACACUCCUUUCCCAGGAGACUCUCUCCUAUCCGACAUCAUCAACGCCAUCUUUAUCGUUUCGCACCUCAGACCCGACGGAGGUACAGUUCCCCGUAAACGAGAAGAAACAUGAUGGACAAUUACCGGGGACACAAGCUAGUUCUGCUGCCAACUCGAUAUUAGAGGAUAUCUACGAUCCAAACCGACCGAAGCUUGGAGUCCGCCAGCGAAUGCACCACUUCACAUGGGCGUGGUUUACCCUACCCAUGAGCACUGGUGGAUUAUCACUUCUUAUCUUUGCCCAGACGCAUCAAUUUCCUGGGCUUAGACAGAUCGGUUUAUUCGUGUAUAUCGUCAAUCUUAUCCUAUUCACAACGUUGACCUUUGCCAUGCUAUCGCGGUUCUUCCUUCAUCAUGGUGACUUUUACAAAUCUCUGUCGCAUCCUCGCGAGGGCUUCUUCUUUCCGACAUACUUCUUAUCCAUCGCCACUAUCAUUACCAGUACGCAGCGAUAUGCCAUCCCGGAUAACGAUACGCCGCUCGUGUGGGCUAUUCAGCUCGCUUUCUGGGGCUAUGUCGUUAUUACCCUAAUAGUGGCUAUCGGACAAUACAGCUUCGUGUUUGCGGCUCACAACUUCGGCUUACAGACGAUGAUGCCAACAUGGAUACUCCCGAUCUUCCCUAUCAUGCUGUCGGGAACUAUCGCCUCGGUCAUCUCAGAUACUCAACCCGAAAUCUCAGCUAUACCCAUUCUGAUCGCUGGUAUGAGCUGUCAAGGCCUAGGACUCUUCGUUGCAAUUAUGAUGUACGCUCAUAUGAUUGGACGUCUGAUGUCAGCCGGUCUUCCUAACCGCGAGCACCGACCUGGUCUAUUCAUGAAUGUGGGACCCCCGGCUUUCACUGCCCUUGCAUUUAUCGGUAUGUCGAAUGGUCUUCCCGAUACCUUCGAUAGGGAGAUGGACGGGUUCAUCGACGUACACUUGAUUAGGACUUUUGCUAUAAUUGGGGCCAUCUUCCUAUGGGCGUUGUCUCUCUGGUGGUUCGGUAUCGCAUUGAUUGCUGUAAUAUGCUCGCCCCCUAAAUAUUUCCACUUGGGAUGGUGGGCAAUGGUCUUCCCUAACACCGGUUUCAUCUUGGCGACUAUUUCAAUCUCCAACGAGUUCGGGAACGAGACGGUGAAAUGGGUGACGACGGCGAUGUCCAUCUGCUUGUUGGCCACGUAUCUCUUCGUCCUCUAUAGUCAUGUGAGGGCGGUAAUUGUUCAGGACAUUAUGUACCCUGGACGGGACGAGGAUGUCGAAGAUCAUUAA
Molecule: messenger RNA, 1299 nt
Organism: Daldinia loculata
Lineage: Eukaryota; Fungi; Ascomycota; Sordariomycetes; Xylariales; Hypoxylaceae
Product: malic acid transport protein
Exons: 3
Coding region: 1-1299 (432 amino acids)
Biological process (GO): malate transmembrane transport
Cellular component (GO): membrane
Molecular function (GO): malate transmembrane transporter activity
Source: RefSeq, a predicted model, not a curated record